Panicum hallii is the source of this 845-nucleotide messenger RNA. RefSeq names its product nicotinamidase 2-like. The record is from RefSeq and is a predicted model, not a curated record. Lineage: Eukaryota; Viridiplantae; Streptophyta; Magnoliopsida; Poales; Poaceae. The coding region runs from base 96 to 716 and encodes 206 amino acids. The transcript is spliced from 2 exons.
GCGCCCGGAUUCCGGAACCCUCCCAAGCCCUCUGCUCCCUUUCUCCCGAUUCCCUGGAGAUCUCGCAGCCACCAGCCAGGAUCCCACCGCCCGCCAUGCCGCCUCCCGCCGCCACGUACAUGGUGUACGAGACGCGCCGCCGCGACCCGGACCCCCGCAGGGCCGCGCUGCUCGUCAUCGACGUGCAGGGCCACUUCGCGUCGCUGGCGGCUCCGAUCAUGCCCGCGAUCGCCUCCACCGUCUCGCUCUGCCGCGCCGCGGGCAUGCCCGUCGUGUACACGCGCCACGUGGACCCGGUCCCGCGCCGCCGCCCGCUCGGCGAGUGGUGGCCCAGCGACCGCAUCGACGCCGGCACGCCCGCGGCGGAGCUGCUCCCGGGCGCCGGGCGCGCCGAGGGGGACCUCGUGGUGGAGAAGGGCACGUACAGCGCCUUCGCCGGCACGGGGCUGGAGGAGGCGCUGCGGCGGGCGGGCGCCGAGGAGGUGGUGGUGGCGGGCGUGAUGACCAACCUGUGCUGCGAGACCACCGCGCGGGACGCGUUCGUGAGGGGGUUCCGGGUGUUCUUCUCCGCCGACGCCACCGCCACGGCCACCCGGGACCUGCACGAGGCCACGCUCGCCAACAUGGCCUUCGGCGUCGCCUACAUCGUCGACUGCCAGCGGCUCGAGGCGGCGCUCGGGAAGCCGGCCAGGUCUUGGUUGGAUCGGCGCCCAUGAUGUAAAUACAUAUAGCUUGUGUAUGUAAAAAAAUCAUAGUGGCGACCGAUUAUGUUACGUGUUUUCCUUCUUGCUGCAAAUCCGAUUGUGCAGUGUUUGAUAUUUAUACCUGCUUGUUCAGAUCUCUGA